AUGGCGUCAACCGCAGAUGACGCCGUGAUUGACGUUGAGGAGGAUGAGGAAGAGGAGGAAUUACCGUUUCGUUGGGGCGAUCCCGCUCCGGGCCCGAGUCGUGGCGGCAAGCGGUUUUACCUGUGGUUCGAGCAGGGAGGGGAGCGGUUCGACAUUUACGACUGCGUGUACUGCCAGGCAGAAGAGGGGAUGGACCCGUACGUGGGGAAGAUCGUGCGCAUGUACGAGCUCCCCCCCAGCCACCGCGGAAAGCGCAACAGCAUCGGCGGAAAGCCAGGCGAGCGCAAGGUGGACAUCCGCUGGUUCUUCCGCGCUGCUGACGUGCAGGCGGAGGGCGGGCAGCUCCCAAGGGACGUGCGCCCCAACGAGGUGUUUCUGGCCGUUCCUGAGGGCACCCAGGGUGUCACUGACGCCAAUAAAGUGAUAGUGGUGGACUCACGGGCGCGCAUACUGUGCGUGUCGGAGGACCAGCGCAAUCCACAGCCGAGUGCAGCGCAGGUGGAAUCAGCUGAGCUGGUGUUCUGCCGUGCGUGGGACAUGCAGCAGAAGCGCGUGCUGGAGGACCUUCAGGUGGCUAUUGACGACUUGGGCUCAGAGGAGGCGGUAUUCAACAAACCGGCAUGGGUGCAACAGCAGCCGACCAGUGGGGCGACAGCAGGAGAGGAGGAGGACAGAGCAGCAGGCGAGGAAGCAGGAAACGCGGUUACAGGGGGUGCUGGGGAAGUCAGAGAGGAGAAGGAUGGUGCUGUGAGAAACGACAGGGAUGUGAACAGGGAAGAAAUGGGGAUGGAGGAGGAGCGAAGGGUUGGGGAAAGCGGAGGAGGAGAACAGAAACGUCUAAGCAAGAGGAUGAAGGUGGAAGGGCAGGUGGGGGAAAAGGUCGGGAAGCAGAGCAAGGAGAAGAAGGCGGGAGACCCGUGGGACUUGGAGGAGGAUGAGGAGGAAGGGGAGGAGGAAGCGGAGGAAGGGCAAGGGGAUGAGGAAGAGGAGGAGCAGGAGGAAGAGGGUGUUGAAGAGGAAGAGGGGGAGGAGGGCAAGGAGGAAGGGCAGGAAGGUGGAGGCAACCGUUCCACGAAAUCAAGUGCGCUGAAGCUGUUAACUGAGAAAUCGGCCCUGGCAGGACAGGCGGGCAAUGGUGGGCCCAGGCAGGGAUUGCCGCAGGGACUGCAGCCUGCAGCAGCCCCUGAUGGGCCUUCUGAGGAGCCUCAAAAACCCAGGCAGGGAUUGCCGCAGGGAUUGCCGCAGGGACUGCAGCCUGCAGCAGCCCCUGAUGGGCCUGGUUCUCGAGCCAAGCUGCCUGUCCGCCCCUCCCAGAAGAAGCUCCCCCGGAUAACACCUCCCCCUGGGGCUGUGGCUGCUGGGGCGAGAGGAGGAGUGGGCGGAGUAGGAGGGGGAGGUGGAGGAGGAGGAGGUGGAGGAAAAGGGGGAGGAGGUGGGGGGAAAGGGGGAGGGGGAGGGGGAGGGAGGAAGGUGGCUGGUGUGUUGUCAAUGGCCAAUGUUCCGGCCAAUAGGAGGAGCUUGUUUGAGAAGCUGCAAGGGAAGAAGAAGGGGCAGGGAGUUGGGAGGGUGGGUAAGGGAGGAGAGGGGGUGGGAGGGAGAGAGAAGGGUGCUGAGAAGAGUGCUGAGAGAGAAGGGAAGCUGCCAGAAGGACAAGAGGUUGUGGCUCUUGGGAGGAGGAUAGAGGAGGAAAGGAGGAAAGAGGCGAGGAGGAAAUUGGAGGAGAGGAGGAAAGAGGAGGGGAGGGACGAGGCAGGGAGGAAAGAGGAGGGAGGGAGGCCUGUUAAGCCGGGUGCUAAUGCUGACAUGGCGCCGGCUGAGGGAGUGGAUUCAGGGAAGGGAGAAAGCGAGGGUGGCGCGAAUGGAAGGGGAAUUGAUGGUGAGGGGAUGGAAGGGAAGGGCGAUAUCGAGACUGCAGUGCCUCAGGAGAAAAUCGACCGUGAGGGAGUGGUGGUGAAGACAGAGAUGACUUUUGAGUCGACUCAAAAGUCACCUCGUUUUGAGUCGACUCAAAAGUCAAUCGAUGGUGAGGGGAUGGAAGGGAAGGGCGAUAUGGAGACUGCAGUGCCUCAGGAGAAUAUCGAUCAUGAGGGACUGGAGUGGAACAGCAUCAUCGAGGGGGCGUUGGAGGAGCAGCGGGUGGUUCGCAUAGACAACAUCCCUCCCUGCACCACGUCGCAACAGCUGCACGUGAGUCACUCUCUUUUCAGACUUGGUGGCAGUGAAAGUGCAGCCGGCCACCACGCCCAUUCCCCCCAUCGCCUGCCCUCACCCCUAACCACACCCCUGCCCGUUCCCCCGCUUCUCCUCCCGACACCGCUCCUUCCCCCGCCCUCACAGGAGGCCAUGCUCGAGCUCUUUUCAGACUUGGUGGCAGUGAGAGUGCAGCCAUCCACCACGCCCAUCCCCCCCAUCGCCAUCCAUGCCUUUGCUGUCUUCCGCACCGCUGCUGCCGCCGCCGCUGCUGUGCUCUUCCUCUCUGCCAAAUGCGUCGUGCCCUCCCACUCCUCCCGGUAA
Closterium sp. Naga37s-1 is the source of this 2514-nucleotide messenger RNA. The record is from the annotation of a GenBank genome assembly. Lineage: Eukaryota; Viridiplantae; Streptophyta; Zygnematophyceae; Desmidiales; Closteriaceae.